This is a messenger RNA of Candida albicans SC5314, 306 nucleotides long. RefSeq lists its product as uncharacterized. The coding region runs from base 1 to 306 and encodes 101 amino acids. NCBI's taxonomy places the organism in Eukaryota, Fungi, Ascomycota, Pichiomycetes, Serinales, Debaryomycetaceae. The record is from RefSeq and is a predicted model, not a curated record. The transcript has a single exon.
AUGGAACAACCAACACAAUUUUUACAAUUAUCUACUGAAAGUUCUGAACCAUUUAUAAUUCCAAAUGUUUCCCCCGUAUCAAGUCCGAAAUUACUUGCCAAAUCAACAACAGAUGAACAAGAAGAAGAAAGAAAUAUUAGUGGCAAAUUACCAAAAAUGGGUAUGAUGAUGAAUAUUUUGAAACCAUUAGUUGUAAUUUCUGAAAAAGAAGAAGAACAAGAAGAAGAAGAAGACGCUGAAAAAUUGAUUGAAGAUGAUGCUGAAUUAAUAUCAACUAGAAAAUUAUCUAUACUUGAUUUGAACUAA